AUGUUAAAGAAAAUUCUCGACAGACAUCAAGCUGUUUUUGGGUCAGAAAUCGGAAGACUGGAAGGAAUUAGAGGUACACUGUACCUGGAAGAUAAUGCUCAACCAAAAUUCUGUAAGGCUAGACCCGUGCCUUAUUCCCUGAAGCCAAAAGUCGAGGAAGAACUCGAGCGCCUGGAGAAGGAGGGCAUCAUCAAGUCAGUUACCCACAGUAAAUGGGCCUCACCUGUUGUCCCUGUAGUGAAGAAAAAUGGUCAAGUACGUCUAUGUGGAGACUACAAGGUAACCAUAAAUCCAGUAAUGAAGGUGGACCAGUAUCCUUUACCUCGAAUUCAGGAUAUAUUUGCUUCACUAGCAGGAGGAAGGAAGUUUUCUAAGAUAGACUUGACACAAGCCUACAACCAGAUGGAAGUGGAUGAGUCUUCCAGAGAGCUAAUGACAAUUAAUACACACAAGGGCUUAUACCAGUACACACGCCUACAGUUUGGUGUAGCUGCUGCCCCAGCUACCUGGCAACGUGCAAUGGACCAAGUGUUACAGGGGAUACCAUUCACAUCAUGCGUCUUAGAUGACAUGAUCAUAAGCGGAAAAACAGAUGAAGAACACCUUGCAAAUCUUGAUGCAGUUUUAGAACAAUUAGAAAAGUUUGGUCUACGAGCUAACCUAGAAAAGUGCUACUUCUUUAAAGAACAAGUGUCAUACUGUGGUCAUAUGAUAUCAGAGGAGGGACUGAAGAAGUCACCAGACAAGGUCAAUGCUGUACUUAAUGCACCUAGACCAGAGAACUUACAGCAACUCCGAUCAUUCCUGGGCUUAGUUAAUAACUAUCGUUCCUUCUUACCAAACCUGUCAACAGUCCUGGGUCCACUGAAUGAGCUUCUGCAGGGAGAUAAAACAUGGAAAUGGACAAAACAGUGUGAACAAGCCUUCACAGAAGUUAAGGAAAUAAUGACGUCAGAGCAAGUUCUUUGUCACUAUGACCCAAACCAACCGGUCAAGCUAGCUUGCGAUGCUUCUCCAUAUGGACUUGGUAGUGUACUUUCUCAUGUAAUGGACGAUGGUACCGAACGACCAAUAGCGUUUGCUUCCAGAUCACUUACCAAGGCUGAAAAAGCAUACUCUCAAAUUGACAAGGAAGCCUUAGCUUUGUAUUGGGGAGUUGUUAAAUUUCAUACUUACCUUUAUGGACGUCAUUUCACAUUAGUCACAGACCACAAGCCAUUGGUUAGCAUCCUGAACCCCAGUGCUGGAAUACCUGCCAUGACAGCUGCACGACUGCAGAGGUAUGCACUGUAUCUGGCUGGGCAUACUUACGACAUAAAAUACAGAAACACCAAAUCUCAUUGUAAUGCUGAUGGUCUUAGUAGACUACCGCUUUCAGUGACAACAUCAGAUUAUGAGGACACGGCAACAGUAUUUUACAAUACUCAAAUAGAUCAACUACCAGUUACUAGUGCACAAGUCAAACUUGGAACUCAACGAGAUAAUAUCUUAUCACACGUAUUGGACUGUGUUUCCAAGGGACACAAUGACUUACCUGCAGAUGACGAGAGAUUUCGUUUAUACAGUAACAGAUUUAAGGAGCUUACCUGUCACCAGAAUUGCUUGAUGUGGGGAAAUCGUGUUGUUGUGCCAGAGAAACUUAGAGACAGAGUUUUACAGGAUUUGCAUGAAGGUCACAUUGGAAUCGUCAAAAUGAAGUCUAUCGCAAGAUCGUUUGUAUGGUGGCCUAAAAUUGAUCAAGAUAUCGAAAACUUAUGUUCCACUUGCAGUGGUUGCCAGCAACAUAGCAACAUGCCAAAGGCUGCUCCGGUACAUCCCUGGGACUGGCCUAAGGAACCCUGGGACCGUCUACAUAUAGACUUUGCCGGGCCUUUCAUGAACUCUAUGUUCCUACUCAUUGUGGAUGCGCAUUCCAAGUGGUUGGAAAUCUUCCCUAUGAAGACUACAACAGCAACGAAUACUAUUGAGAAGUUAAGAAUAUUAUUUUCGCAACUGGGAUUUCCUAAAGUUAUAGUGUCGGAUAACGGACCCCAGUUUAUUUCCGAAGAAUUCCAGUUAUUCCUUGCACAAAAUGGCAUUAAACACAUCACCUCUGCCCCAUAUCAUCCACGAACAAAUGGGCAAGCAGAGCGACUUGUUCAAGUAUUCAAACACUCAAUGAAGAGUACAUAG
This is a messenger RNA of Saccostrea echinata, 2172 nucleotides long. RefSeq lists its product as uncharacterized. Bases 1 to 2172 code for a protein of 723 amino acids. Gene Ontology annotation, biological process: DNA integration. NCBI's taxonomy places the organism in Eukaryota, Metazoa, Mollusca, Bivalvia, Ostreida, Ostreidae. Gene Ontology annotation, molecular function: nucleic acid binding. The record is from RefSeq and is a predicted model, not a curated record. The transcript has a single exon.